AUGAAGCUUCCUCUCACUAUCCGGUUGCUGCUAGUCUUGUGUCUCACUCAGUGGGUGCACGCUGCUACCGUGAAAGUCACUGCCGUCUUAACUUGGGCCAAUAAGACUGUCGCAGGGGCUACCAGACCGGUCAUUCUUACCAAUGGACAAUAUCCAGGCCCUCCGUUGUCUUUGAACCAGGGAGAUAAUGUUCAAUUCAAAGUGGAAAACCGAUGUCCGUUUAAUGUAACGGUUCACUUUCAUGGAAUCGAACAAGUUGGGACGCCAUGGUCUGACGGAGUCCCUGGUGUGUCACAGGUGCCAAUUCAACAAGGUCGCUCGUUCCUAUACCGUUGGACGGCUGAUCAGUACGGCUCAUACUUCUAUCACGCUCACCACCGUGGACAGCUAGAAGAUGGACUUUAUGGCCCUAUCUAUAUUGCUCCAUCCAGCUCCAAAGCAAAGCCUUUCAGCUUGAUUACGAGCAAUGCCACUCAGCUUCAGGCAAUGCGCGCCGCAGAGGAAAAUACCUCGCCGAUGAUGCUUUCGGAUUGGCGGGUUUUGACCUCGGAGCAAAUCUGGGCUGCGGAGGAAGCAUCCGGCGUGGAUUCUUACUGUGCCAAUGCACUUUUGAUCAAUGGGAAGGGGUCGGUGACUUGCUUCUCACGGGAUGAGAUCGACAGCUUGACAACACCUAAUCAACGGGCUGCUUUGGGCAAUGAAACGCUUACUGACAUUGCGUGCUUUCCAGCAAAUAUCACUGCGGCUCAAGGUAGUUUCACCCAUAACUAUAGCGCGCUAUUACCUACCAUGUUUUCUGGUUGCACUCCUUCUCGUGGCCCUCAGGCAGUUUUAACGGUCAAGUCAUCCGCACAUUACGUGAGCUGGGAUUUAAUCAGCGCUGCGGGUCUUCUGCAUCUGACAAUCUCAGUCGACGAGCAUGAUAUGUGGGUAUACGCCAUUGACGGCCGCUACGUUCAACCCGUGCGAGUCAACGCAAUCAAUAUUCCCAAUGCAAACCGAUACUCGGUUCUCGUCCCCCUCAACAAACCCGCCGGAGACUACACAAUCCGCAUGGUCAGUGGAAGUCCACAACAAAUCCUAAACACCACCGCAAUCCUCCGCUAUAUCGCCGCACCUCAGCUCGGCCGGACAUCAAACCCAUGGAUAACACUAACCGGCGGCAACGCGACUGCCAGCACGAUAUUCCUCAAUGACACAUCCGCCAUUCCCUUUCCCAUCGUAACGCCCGCCGCAACCGCCGACGCGACCUACUUCCUAACAAUCGGCCACUAUGACGCCUCAUACCGCUGGACCUUGGCAAACAGCAGUUUCGGUCUGGGACUUGAAGAGUCCCAACCUCUCCUAUUCAACCAGAGCUCCGUACCCAGUGAUCUCGUCAUCCGAACAAUGAAUAAUACCUGGGUCGAUCUUGUCUUGCAAGUCAACUCACCAGUUCAACCAGCCCAUCCGAUUCACAAACACUCAAACAAACAUUUCCUCAUUGGACAGGGAAAUGGGACCUUUACGUGGUCGUCCGUCGCAGAGGCUAUACGGGAUAUACCGGGUUCCUUCAAUCUAGUGAACCCACCGUACAAAGACACGACCCCGACGCCUGCGGCGGUAACUGGGGCGACGUGGUCAGUUAUCCGAUAUCAUGUUGUCAAUCCUGGGGCGUUCUUGAUGCAUUGUCAUAUUCAGGUACACCAGAGUGGGGGCAUGGCGCUGGCGCUUUUAGAUGGAGUUGAUGCCUGGCCUAGUAUUCCAGCUAAUUAUCAGGGGAAUGCGUCUGGGUUUUGA
Messenger RNA from Penicillium atrosanguineum, 1779 nucleotides. RefSeq lists its product as uncharacterized. The record is from RefSeq and is a predicted model, not a curated record. Bases 1 to 1779 code for a protein of 592 amino acids. The transcript has 3 exons. Lineage: Eukaryota; Fungi; Ascomycota; Eurotiomycetes; Eurotiales; Aspergillaceae. Gene Ontology annotation, molecular function: copper ion binding; oxidoreductase activity.